This is a messenger RNA of Parus major (Great Tit), 3447 nucleotides long. RefSeq names its product dehydrogenase/reductase 11 (gene DHRS11). Gene Ontology annotation, molecular function: oxidoreductase activity. The record is from RefSeq and is a predicted model, not a curated record. The transcript is spliced from 7 exons. Bases 36 to 881 code for a protein of 281 amino acids. NCBI's taxonomy places the organism in Eukaryota, Metazoa, Chordata, Aves, Passeriformes, Paridae.
UGCGGCGGCGGCGGCGGCGGGGCCGGGCCGGGGCCAUGGAGCGCUGGACCGGCCGCGUCGCGCUGGUCACCGGCGCCUCGGUGGGCAUCGGCGCGGCCGUGGCGCGGGCGCUGGUGCAGCACGGCAUGAAGGUGGUGGGAUGCGCUCGCAGCGUCGAUAAGAUCGAGAAGCUGGCAGCUGAGUGCCAGAGUGCCGGCUACCCGGGCACGCUGAUCCCGUACAAGUGUGACCUGUCCAACGAGGAGGAGAUCCUGUCCAUGUUCUCGGCCAUCAAGACCCUUCACCAGGGUGUGGACGUCUGCAUCAACAACGCGGGGCUGGCCCGGCCCGAGCCCCUGCUCUCGGGGAAGACAGAGGGCUGGAGGACCAUGAUAGAUGUGAAUGUGAUGGCUGUGAGCAUCUGCACCCGGGAGGCCUAUCAGUCCAUGAAGGAGAGAAACAUCGAUGAUGGGCACAUAAUUAACAUUAACAGCAUGAACGGGCACAGCGUGGUGCCCCAGUCCGUGGUGCACUUUUACAGCGCCACCAAGUACGCGGUGACGGCGCUGACCGAGGGGCUGCGGCAGGAGCUGCGCGAGGCCAGGACCCACAUCCGAGCCACAUGUAUAUCUCCAGGACUGGUGGAAACAGGAUUUGCUUUUAAACUUCAUGAUAACGACCCCGAGAGGGCUGCUGCAACCUAUGAGAGCAUUCGGUGUCUCAAGGCUGAAGAUAUGGCCAAUGCUGUCAUCUAUGUCCUCAGUGCCCCUCCUCAUGUACAGGUCACAGUGCAGCAGAGGAGUGCCCAGUGCAGAAUUCCAGUGCAGAAUUGCAGUUCCACCCCUGCUGGUGUCUUGCAGAUCGGGGAUAUACAGAUGAGGCCCACGGAGCAGAUCUCCUAGCAGAGGAGGAGGAUGAGGAGCACCAUGAGCAGCACCGUGUCCACUCCACCUGGAACCCUCUGGCAGCCCAGGGUUCCCUCGGCUGGCUGGCAGCGUUUUAAUCAAGUACCAAGGAUCAUGUUUGAAGAAUUAUUUUUCUCUCCCUCUCUCUGAGCUGGUGCUGGUGCUGAGCCAGUUUGAAAAACACCAACAAAACCAGAACCACAAACUCUUAGUGGGCCUCUUUCUCCCCCACUCCUUUCUGAAACUGCUUAAGAGUAAAAAUGUAUUUGAAAAUAAUGCAGGGAAGUGGUUUGUGGAAGAUUGUUUGUCUCCAGGCUGGUUUAUUCUUCCUUUUGCUUUCUUUUCAAGGUUUGUUUGAUCUUAGUUGCUGAUGCUGAGUGUGGACCUAGGUGAAGUGGCACAGGAUGUUUGCCAGCUUCAGUGUGCUUAGGGUUUGAGAUUUUCAGUGGGUGACAUACAUGAAUCCAUCUAUUGAUUCUAUCUAUGAAUCCAUACCUUGAGUUCAUUUUCGUGGGGUUGAUUACUGAUGGUGAUGAUGCAUGUGAUAUUUUCUUUUUCUUUUGUAUCCCACUGCUCUAACCCCAGUGUACAACCUCCCCCAGCCCUCCUUUCCCCUUCACACGAAUCAUGCCUGCCAAGUUUGAGGAAGUAUAAAUGUGUGUGCUUGAUAUUUCUCUUUUUUUCUAGGUAGGUAAUUAGCUGGAGGAAAAGCACCUGUCCCUGGGCAGGUUAGGAUGAUAAUCUAAGUGGCAUAGUUACAGUAAGAGUGAGUUGUUUGGUAUUUUUAAUAAAAACUAAACGUGUGCUGUCUUGUGAUCACCUCUAUCCUUGGUAUCAUCUCCCAGCACUCUCGAUGUUCUGUAUGUGAUAUUUGCAUGCAUUGACACUUUUCUGGAAAUGUGGAUUGCUCUGGUGCUGUUGAAAUGCUGGUGCUGAGGAGCUGGAAAUGGUGGAAGUUUAUUUUUGUGUAGAGACACAAACUCUGAGAGAGAGAGAGAGAGAGAGAGAGGGAGAUGGAGUGGAACGAGCCGUGCCGAAGGUGUGUGGAAUGAGGAGAGGUUUCCAGGGGCAUUUGGGCUACAAAAAGCAGCAGGUGAAAGGUCUGGCUGAGGUUUCGUGUUGGGGCAGCCCUGGUGUUUGGCUCUGGGUUUACUCUGAGCUGAGGGAGAAGAGAAUGGGCCCCAAAGCAGAGCUGGAGACCCUCUGCAGGGAGGUCUGCGUGUGUCCAGCUCUCUGUGGAGCUCCUGGACAUGUUGCCUUAAGAUUGCAGACCCUGUCCAGCUCCUGCUGGGCUCCAGGCAGCGUUUCAGAAGGUCAGGGAUGGUCAGUUGGUCAGAGCAGAGGACAGAGAGCUUGGGAAAUUUGGCUUGGAUUGUUUGGCUUACACCAGGAGAGCCCUGGGAGCUCAUCUGUGUUACCCCUGCACAAGGGGACCGGAGCUGGGCCACCAAAACACGAGUUCAGCUCCCAGUACAGCCUUGGGCAAGUCACUUUACCUCUCUGCCUCAGUUUCCCCGCCUGGAAAAUGGGGAUAGUAACACUCACCUACCUCACAGGGGUGUUGUGAGGACUCACAAGCUUUUGUAAAGCACUUUGACCACGCCAGGCGCUGCGUAAGUGCUGAGUGUUGAUAUUGAAGUAUUACUAUGAAUUAAACUUGUGAUACCUAGAAUUCCUUGUGCCAAAGGUGAGCAGCUGUAGGAGGAUACAAGGAGAAAACUGGCAAAAUGUUCCUUUUCAUGAUGACAAAAACAAAAGGCAAUUUUCCCCUUUUUUUUCCCUCUUUAUUAACACAUGGUGUGUUCUGUCCAUCCCUCACCUGUUGCCAGUUUCUAUUGACAAGUGCACCUGGAUUUGGCUUUUUAAUUUAUUGUGAGUGAGAUCCCUGGCCCUUGGGAAGUCUUGCACUGCCCUGCUCCAGGAUGCCCUUGUGUGGAUUCCCAGCAGGUACCCUGGGCAGUUCAGGAGAAGGUGGUUGAACUAAAGAGGCCAAAAAAAAAAUAAAAAUAUUGAGAAAUUAGGAACUUCUGAGCAGGAAAAGCUGAGCAGGGAUAUGGGCAGCAGUGGUGAAACAUUGAAUUGUGGCAGCAACCACGUGCAAAGUUCAGCAGAUGUUGAAAUGUGUGGCUGAGGAAGGGCUUUACAUCUCCCUGUGCAGUGAAAGGAGGAUUUGCAGAGAACUGCUUAAGGUGCAGAACCUUGACACAGGGUUUGUCCAGGUAAUUGCUCCCUGCAAACACAGCCUGCCUGCCCUGCAGCAGUUCUGGUGUUUUCCCUGCCCUAAGAACAUUUUAAGUCUGAUGUAAACUCGAGAUGUGCAGUAUAUUUUUCCAUCUGAAGUGUGGUUUUAGGGGAUCAUCCCUGCUGUCCUCCCCCAGGAGGGAGAGCUCCUUGCGGGUUUGGUGGCCUUGGUGGCACCUCCUGCCACCUUCCUGGGCUGAGAUGGGACACAACAAGGGGCAGUGAAACCCCUCAAACGUGAGGAUCAGUGAACUGUGUAAUUUAUCAGUAGGUUUCUAAUUGUGAACUGUAAAAUAAAUAAUAAAAAGAGAGGCACACUGUG